Cyprinus carpio (common carp) is the source of this 5582-nucleotide messenger RNA. Its product is annotated as solute carrier family 5 member 6a. The record is from RefSeq and is a predicted model, not a curated record. Lineage: Eukaryota; Metazoa; Chordata; Actinopteri; Cypriniformes; Cyprinidae. Gene Ontology annotation, molecular function: sodium-dependent multivitamin transmembrane transporter activity. Gene Ontology annotation, cellular component: membrane. Gene Ontology annotation, biological process: biotin transport; pantothenate transmembrane transport; sodium ion transport.
GUGACGUUCCAGCAGCGUGACGUCGGAAGCACGUGUAUCAACUGUGGAGCAGCAACCUUUACUGUGAUGUCAAGGAGAGUCCGUUAGUGGUCUGAACCGAGACUGGUUUAAACCUUUCUCCAUUCAUCACUCAUUUUUCAUUGGAUGAACUCUGACCAAGCACGUCACCUACAGUUCUUCAUGAUUCACCUUACUGACCCUCCACUGACCCUCCACUGAUAAUCCAGGGGCCACAUCACUCUGUGUGCUCCUCCCCACACCUCACGGCAUCAUGGGGGACAUAGUCCUAAUGCACUUCAGCACGGUGGAUUAUGUGAUUUUCGUCUUGCUGCUAGUAGCCUCUGCAGGAAUCGGCCUUUACUAUGCCUUCUCAGGGGGUCGUCAGAGGACCACACAGGAGUUCCUGCUGGCCGACCGCAGCAUGAGCUGUCUUCCGGUGUCCCUUUCGCUGCUGGCCACCUUUCAAUCAGCGGUGGCCAUCCUGGGUGCCCCAUCUGAGAUUUACACACAUGGCACACAGUACUGGUUCCUGGGUUGCUCCUAUUUCCUGGGCCUGCUCAUCCCUGCGCACAUUUUCAUACCAGUUUUCUAUCGGCUCCACCUUAGCAGCACAUAUCAGUAUCUGGAGCUUCGUUUUAGUAAAAGUGUUCGGAUAUGUGGCACUGUGACCUUCAUCUUUCAGAUGGUGAUCUAUAUGGGAGUUGUUCUGUAUGCUCCAGCACUUGCACUUAAUGCAGUAACAGGUUUUGACCUUUGGGGGGCAGUGCUGGCCAUGGGAUUGGUGUGCACUCUUUAUACAGCUUUGGGUGGUCUGAAAGCGGUGAUCUGGACAGAUGUGUUCCAAACAAUCGUGAUGUUUGCGGGGCAGCUGGCAGUGAUUAUAGUGGGUACCCAUCAGGCAGGUGGCAUCGCUGAAGUAUGGAAGAAAGCACAAAACGGCAGCCGUAUCUCAGGCCUUGACCUGAACCCUGACCCUUUAGAGAGGCACACAUUCUGGACUCUGGGAGUGGGGGGGGUUUUCCUCAUGCUGGCCCUGUAUGGAGUGAAUCAGGCUCAGGUCCAGAGAUACCUCAGCUCCCGCACAGAAAAAGUGGCCAUAAUGUCCUGUUAUGCAGUGUUCCCAUGCCAGCAGAUCGUGCUCACAAUGGGCUGUUUAAUGGGUCUGGUUAUGUACGCCCGAUAUGGGGAGGAGAGCCCGCUGGAUAAGGGCUACGUCAAAAGUAAUGACCAGAUGGUGCUGUACUUUGUAAUGGAUGUGUUGCAAGAUCUUCCUGGUUUGCCAGGACUUUUUGUCGCCUGCCUGUUUAGUGGAGCUCUUAGCACAAUCUCAUCUGCCUUCAACUCCCUGGCAACAGUUACCAUGGAGGACCUGAUCAAACCUCACGUGGCACCCAUGACAGAGGCCCGUGCCACCUUGUUAUCAAAAAUGUUGGCACUUGGCUAUGGUCUUGUGUGUCUGGCAAUGGCAUACAUCGCCUCUUUAAUGGGUUCUGUGCUUCAGGCAGCACUCAGUAUAUUUGGGAUGGUGGGGGGACCUCUUCUUGGCCUUUUCUGUCUCGGGAUGUUUUUCCCUUGGGCCAAUUCCACUGGUGCUCUUGUUGGGCUGGUAUCAGGGCUGGUCAUGGCUUUCUGGAUCGGUAUCGGCAGCUUUCUUUCACGAAUGUCUGCAUCUGCACUACCUGUGAUGAAUACCACCAUCACACCUGAUGUAGGAAACAUGACAACAGCUCUCAUGACGACGCUCAUCACAUCUAAACCCAGGCCUUCUGGAGUUCAGGCUCUGUACUCUUUAUCAUACAUGUGGUACAGUGCUCAUAAUUCUGCCACAGUUGUGGUGGUUGGACUACUGGUCAGCUUUCUUACGGGACCCUCGAAGGAGAAAGAUUUAAACCCAGGUACGAUUUACCCUGUGCUUGGCAAUUUGCUGUUCUUUCUGCCCCAACGCUACAGGGAGAAACUCUGCUGUGUUACCCCACUGGAUGACAAGUCUAAAGUCAUGGAUUGUCAGCCUUACCUGAUGACCCGGAAAGAGAGCAAUGGCGUUGCCUAUACUGAAGAGGAAGGAGAACAGAAAACCACCCAGCCUACUUGCAACCUGGCCCAUACGGUGCAGGAAACAGCCUUGUGAAAUGUCCCACACAGCGACAGUCCUAAAGGGUCUUAGUUUCCCACAGGAUGUCAGUUAUGAUGCCAAAACUGCGUGCAAAUUCACAAUCUCACUGUUUUCUCCUGUUGAAUUUGGUAAGAAUCUUGAGUGCAUAAGUUGUGGUUUGUAUUGUGGGCCCUUUGCAAUAUUAGUACGCUGUUCCCUCAACUGCCAGUGAUCUCGUUUAUAUGUGGUACUUUCUGAUGUCAGUGGUCUGUGUCAUAAAAAUUCUGUUAUGUUUAGAUCUUGAAUGAUUUGAGAUGUAUUGAGCGAUACAAGUGAUCACCUAAACCUAGUUUACAUGUCCUAAACUGAAUCUGAAUAUUGUUGAAUAUUGUAUAUACACACACAAAUCAAAGAAAUCAUACUGAACGUCAGGUUAUUGGAUGGUUUAUCAACCGAAAGAACUCAGUGUGCACAAAUCUAUAGUCGUUUAAUGUCAGUGCCAUUCGAGUUUUGGGGGUUUUCUCUCCCAAAGAUUUUGUUUCAUCCAAAGUUCACUACAUUAGCCUUUCCAUUCUGUUUGCCUUGAAUGCACUACUGUCCAUGUGUUUGUUCUCUAAACGGAGUUCAACGUUUACAGUGAAUGAAGAAUUGCUAAUAUUGCAAAUGUAAAUGUAGUAAACUUUUAGCUUGACAUUCAUGAAAAGACCAUCCGACAUGAAGAAUUCUCGUGUUGCGAUAAAUAGAGUGAAUCUAAUGCAUGUUGAAUCUCUAGUUCCCUCACUGAAGCCCAUUGUUUGUGACAAGUGCCUCCUCAUAUGAAUGUAUGACGUAGUUUUGUGACUGGAUCAUUGCUUUAGUUUGCAGUUUCUUCAACUAGCCCAAAUGCCCAAAUGGUCUUGACCUUGAUAGGAUCAUUUUUAAGUAUCUGGACACUUCACUAUUGAACUCCCAUGAUGCUUUGCAUUGUGAGAGCCUGGCUAACUAUACUUUAGCAUCUCCGAAAAAGUUUUAAAUUUGCCUGUAUUAAAUAUUGUUUUGGUAUGGAUGAUUAUUUACCAAACGGUCAUGUUAGAAAUGUUCUUGUAGACAAGUUGUUUAAAUGUUAUAAUAGCCUAUUCAAAUAUUUGAUCUUAGAUAUAUAAGUAAAGAUAUGUGUUAUAGUAUCAAGAUUAACGGCACAGAAUUGAAACCUUAGUGUGUUACUGACAAGAAUUCUCAGUAUUAGCAUAUGGAUUGAUUUGGUUGCACUUGUUUUCUUGUAAUUUGAUUCGUUUUUUUUUUUUUGUUGUUGUUUUUUUUGUGGUUUUUUGAUGUUAUAAUGGCAUUUUUUGUGCUUUGCUGUCUAGUCUAAAUUCAUACCUCAGUCUAAGCCAUACCAUUUUUGGUUGCUGUAGGAUUCCUAGGUCCUUGUAUUGUGCCUAUGACUGGAAUGAAAGCUUUCUCUGAACCUGUCACAAUCUCACAAGCACAGGCAGUCGGUUAUAUUUUCAGGUUACGCACUCUGGGUCAAUAGUCUCUCAUCCAUCAUCCAUUUUUUUUGUUUGUUUGGGUUCGUUAUUGUGGGUGUAUCAUCUUGGUCUGGUGGCAGGUUUCAGUUUAACAUUCGUCUCCAAAGAAUCAUCCUAUUCGGAAUCAUGUUAGUCAUGUGUGGAAACAUUAGUCGGUUCACACAGAAUGCAUUUUUGCAUUCCACUGUGGUGUGUUGUUUAAAUUAUUUUCCAAAGUAAACGCACUGUUGCGCUCCAUCUCCUUGAUUUUUCAGCAUCCCACUCAUGAGCGAUGCAUUUUUUACUGUUUUAAAAUAAGUUAAAAUACAAGCGUUAAAAUAAAGUGGGUCGAGACCCAGUUUUUUUAAAUGCAAGAAAUACUGAGAUCUUUUAUCACUGCGCUGCUUCUCGUGAUUUUAGAUUUAAGAAUCACAUACAACUUUUAUCAUUGCGCCACUUCUCACUCGUUCAAUUCUCAUUCAGUUCGAUUUUGUAAUGCUGUCUUUUUGUUUUUAAGCCACUUUUUGUCCAUCUGCAGUGUUUUUCAUGCAGCUUUUAGAGCAUCACACGCAGUGAACACUAUAUAUUUAGGACGCUACUUCAUGUUAAACAAGCAUGAAAUGGACCUCAAUGCGCCUUCCUUUCCAUUGCAACCCCUGUUUUUGAACACAAUUACACAUCGUGUGUAAACGGCCCCAAGGGUUUUGCAUUUAGUUAAGUGAUGACCACUCUACAUAUCAAAUGAGCUUCACACUUAUAUUGACAGCAAUGAAUUAUGACAUUAAUCUCCAGCCUAACAGUGUAAGAUUCAAAACUAGACAAGGGAUAGUAGUUGGUGUGAAAUUUCUGCAGUGGAGCAGAUUUAAGUUUAAUGUUCUGUCAUUCUUUAACACGCAGUGGUAUUAUUUUUUUUUUAAUUCAUCCCGUUCAAUCUAUUAGAAUAAUGUUGACAUUCAGGUAUGAAAAUAAGAAAUUGUUUGGAUUUUGUUAACUUUAGUAACAUUCCAGUCAAAGGGUCCAACACAGAUAAUCUCUUUAUUGUAAAAUGUAAACAUAACUUGAUUUUUCAUAAGAUCUGUCACUAUAUUCAAUGUGUAAAAGCCUUUUUUUUUUUUACAUUAUUAGUGUCAUAAUGUACGUAUGAGUCAGACUGCAUAUAGAGCUGCCAUCUGUCAUACCUGAAAUUACUUGAAUUAUGUGUGCAAAAUGCUUUAAAACUCCCAUAUUUUUAAUAGUACAGAGCACUUGCAUUUAUAGACUGAAUAUUGCAUCUGAAUUGUUCCACUGAUCAUUUCUCUUUGUCCUAAGAAAGUCUUAAUUCAGAAUGCAUUUCCCCUGUGAGCAAUCAAAGGAGGAAUAAAUCACAAGGACAUUUUAAAACUGCCUACAACAGGACAAACUGUUAAGGCACAGGCAGGGAUCGACCUAUUAUAAACUAUGCUGUCCUACAAUCUAAAACUGUGUGACCCUAAGAGAAUUAACCUUGGGGGCCUGUGUGGGGAAAAAAAAACACUGAACUGUACUGUGAGAAUUGUUUAUUUUUAAAUACUCAUUUUAUAUGAUAAGCGCAACUCUCAUAAGUGCAAAAUAAAUAUUUCGAUACAUGAUAUUUAUGUUUAUAUAAAUAUUAUGAGAAUAUUUAUUUUUUAUAGAAGUUUACCUAUUUUAUUUUCCCAAAUAUGCAUUCCAGAAAACCAUAAGCAAUGGAGUCUGACCAGCUUCAUUGCUUUGGUCGUGCCUUCACUUAGUGUCUCUUUAUUUGAUUGGUCAUGAAAGUUCUUGCCAAGAACUUUCCAUUAUGUGAAAAAGAGGCCAGCAGAGCAUCUAUAGCGAUGAUACCUUUAUUUAUGUAGAUGAAUGCAGAAUAGAGGAACAGAUAUACUUAGCCACUCUAGUGGGCAUUACUUUGAAUCAUGAACACUCAUUUUUCCUCUUGACGAAAUGUUUGUAAUGAGAAAGUGAUAUAAAAUUUGUCUUGAUAACAAUAAAAAUGUCUUCCCGAC